Molecule: messenger RNA, 1135 nt
Organism: Nicrophorus vespilloides
Lineage: Eukaryota; Metazoa; Arthropoda; Insecta; Coleoptera; Silphidae
Product: protein couch potato
Exons: 8
Coding region: 52-930 (292 amino acids)
Molecular function (GO): mRNA binding
Source: RefSeq, a predicted model, not a curated record
UUUAUAUUCGCUUUGUUCCAGGUGCGGACAUUGUUCGUGAGCGGUCUGCCGAUGGAUGCAAAGCCCCGGGAACUGUAUCUGCUCUUCAGAGCUUACGAGGGUUACGAGGGUUCCCUCCUGAAGGUGACGAGCAAGAACGGCAAAACAGCUUCGCCAGUAGGUUUCGUGACGUUCAACACCAGGGCCGGAGCAGAGGCGGCCAAACAGGACCUCCAGCAGGGCGUACGGUUUGACCCGGACAUGCCACAGACCAUCCGGCUGGAGUUUGCUAAAAGUAACACCAAGGUUAGCAAGCCCAAACAGCAAGCCGCUAACGCAGCGAACACGCACCCAACUCUGAUGCACCCCCUCACAGGACAUCUCGGCGGGCCGUUCUUUCCGGGUGGACCGGAACUGUGGCACCAUCCGCUGGCUUACUCUGCGGCCGCCGCUGAACUACCGGGAGCCCUGCAGCACGCCACCCUAGUGCAUCCGGCGCUUCAUCCGCAGGUGCCACCCCCGAUGUCGCUGCCCCAUCCGACCGCGUUGACUUCAGUGCACGCGGCAUCUCUACCCCAUUUCCUGCCCAGUCCGGCCCUGGCGUCACCAGUUGGAUCGUCAUCGUCGCAGCCCGGCAUGGGGGUGAACAACCCCCCGUGCUCCACGCUCUUCGUCGCAAAUCUCGGCCAGUUCGUCUCUGAGCACGAGCUCAAAGAGAUCUUCAGCAGCUUCCCUGGCUUCUGUCGCCUCCGCAUGCACAGCAAGGGCGGAUCGCCCGUCGCCUUCAUGGAGUAUCAGGACGUGGGGAGUGCAGCCCAGGUGAUGUCCGCACUGCAGGCCUCCUUCCUGCUCUCCUCCGAUCGCGGCCCCAUCCGCAUUGAAUACGCCAAGACCAAAAUGGCACCGGCGGAGGGAACAGCAGCAAAAGGACAGGAAAAUGGACAAUCUUAACGCGUACAUGCCGCUAAGCACUUGACGACGACGCGUCGACAUAGCAACAACAACAACAACAGCAGCAGCGGCGCCUACUACAACAGCAACAGCAGCAGCAGCAACGAUCCAUUGCUGAGGGAGCCCAGAAGAAACCGAGGUUUUCUUCAAAUAUUUACUUUUAAUUUAUUACUUAUUACUAUAACUAAAACAACAACAACAACAA